Molecule: messenger RNA, 1440 nt
Organism: Triticum dicoccoides
Lineage: Eukaryota; Viridiplantae; Streptophyta; Magnoliopsida; Poales; Poaceae
Product: myb-related protein B-like
Exons: 3
Coding region: 11-1195 (394 amino acids)
Biological process (GO): regulation of DNA-templated transcription
Cellular component (GO): nucleus
Molecular function (GO): DNA-binding transcription factor activity, RNA polymerase II-specific; RNA polymerase II cis-regulatory region sequence-specific DNA binding
Source: RefSeq, a predicted model, not a curated record
GGCCGAGUGGAUGGCGUCGUUGCGUGACAUGCUUUUGAGCCAGGAGCUGGCGGCGGCCGCGGCCAUGUCGGCGGACGCGUACGGGAGAUUCGAAAGGUACAGUAUGAGCUCUGCCCAUGGUUUUCCCCAGUACCACCAAGCUGGUAACGCUCCGACCGGAUUCCCCGACACGGGAUUUCUCGUUUCCGGCUUCGGCAAGCCUCCCUCCAUCUUCAUCAUGCCGGCGGGGACCCACGCGGCCGCUGGUUAUGGCGCUGAGGCCGUCCCGGUGGAGAUCCCCGUGGUCCGGCGACAGACACCUGCCUCCAGGAACGCCAGGGCGACGCCGUUCAGAGGACCGUGGACGGAGGAAGACGACGAACUUCUCAGGAGAUUGGUAGAUGAGCAUGGAGAGCACAAGUGGGCGACCAUUUCAAAGCACCUCCCGGGACGGAUCGGCAAGCAGUGCCGUGAGCGAUGGACAAAUCACGUGCGCCCCGGCAUCAAGAAGGACCACAUCUGGACUGAGGCGGACGACAUACUGCUGAUCGACGCCCACAAGAUCCACGGAAACCGUUGGUCGACGAUCGCGAGGUGCCUCCCCGGCCGGUCGGAGAACGCCAUCAAGAACCACUGGAACGCGACAAAGCGGAGUCUCAAGUCGAAGCGCCGGCUAAAGAAGACAAGCCAACAAGCCGCCCCGGGGCAGUUCACCCUCCUCGAGGAGUACAUCCGCGACAAAACGAUGGCUGACGAGAACGUGGCGCCACCGUCUCCGUCGUCCGGCCUCGGGUAUGACGGCCAGGUUUUUCCAAAUGCCGCUGCAAUGCUGGCCGUCUCCACCCCACCGGGGAUGGGCCAGUACCUCCACCCAGCCGACGCGGCCGGGUCAUCGUCCCAAGCAGGGAUGAUGAACCUGAGAGCGCCCUUGCCGGACCUCAACGCCGCCUACAGCGGCGAGAUGCUGGAGCGAUACUACUUCCCGGCCUCCUUCCCGACCUACAGCAACAACAACCUGCUGCACCAUGGACCAGAGCCUGCAUUUCCUCAGAUGUUUAGUGCCCAGGGACGCAUGCUUGCUGCAUGCACGAACCUGAAAUUGUUCCCGCUCCCUCAGUACCUCGGUGGCGGCUACUACGGCAGCGAGACGGGCAGCAGUAGCGCCGGUGGCAGCAGUGAUCAGGACGAAGACGUGGUCCAGAUGGCCUCGAGGUAGUUCCAGCCGUCCGAUGACGAGACCACACUGGACCUCACUGGUUUCAACUGACACGAUCCGUCCACCGGAUCGAUCCAGUGCCCUUUCCAUUGAUUUUAGUUUGUCGUUUUUACCUUUCCGAACAUUUUAGUUUGUCCUUCGUUUUCGUUAAAUCAGCUGCUGUGUUGUAUACUGUUGCCCGAAGAACACUACACUUGUGUGUUUGUGUGGCGUGGCAUGCAUGUAUCUUUAAUUUCCGCAUUCUG